This is a messenger RNA of Brassica oleracea var. oleracea, 1007 nucleotides long. Its product is annotated as vesicle-associated membrane protein 713. The transcript is spliced from 4 exons. NCBI's taxonomy places the organism in Eukaryota, Viridiplantae, Streptophyta, Magnoliopsida, Brassicales, Brassicaceae. The record is from RefSeq and is a predicted model, not a curated record. Gene Ontology annotation, cellular component: membrane. The coding region runs from base 163 to 828 and encodes 221 amino acids. Gene Ontology annotation, biological process: vesicle-mediated transport.
UAUUAGCUAAUAGCCAAGGACGGAGGAGAUACUUUGAUUUGCGAGUCGGUGUUGAACCAUUCUGAGAUUUCGCAGUCGAAUUGAUCAGUCUGUGGCUAGAGAGAUUGUGUUAGUCUUCUUCGUUGUACUCAACAUCUGAGGUUUCUAGAGUUGCUGGAGUAGAUGGCGAUUUUAUAUGCGCUGGUGGCUCGUGGAUCGGUGGUGUUGUCUGAGUUUAGCGCUACUUCCACCAACGCGAGCUCAAUCGCCAAGCAGAUUUUGGAGAAGCUGCCUGGCGAAGAUGUGGAUAGCCACGUGUCCUACUCUCAGGAUCGGUACGUCUUCCACGUCAAGCGUACCGAUGGUCUCACCGUUCUCUGUAUGGCCGAUGAAGCCGCCGGAAGGAGUGUUCCGUUUGCGUUUCUGGAAGAGAUUCAUCAGAGGUUUGUGAGAACAUACGGCCGUGCGAUCCACUCUGCUCAAGCUUACUCCAUGAACGAUGCGUUUUCAAGGGUUUUGAGUCAGCAGAUGGAAUACUAUUCCAACGAUCCUAACGCUGACAGGGUUAGCAGAAUCAAAGGUGAAAUGACUCAGGUUAGGAACGUGAUGAUUGAGAAUAUCGAUAAAGUCUUGGAUAGAGGGGAGCGUCUGGAGUUGCUGGUGGAUAAAACCGCAAACAUGCAAGGGAACACUUUUCGCUUCAGGAAGCAAGCUCGCCGUUUCAGAAGCGUCAUGUGGUGGAGAAAUGUCAAGCUUACGAUUGCACUGAUACUUGUACUCGCAGUGGUUGUAUACAUCGCCAUGGCCUUUGUUUGCCACGGGCCAAGUCUUCCUUCUUGUUUCAAGUAAGAAUACAUUCUCUUCUCACCUUUCCCUUCUUGGGAAUUCAUCAGGCUCUGCUUUGGUUUUGUAAUCUGUGAUAAUGCAUUUUGUAAAAUGUGUGUGUUUUUGUGCUUUUUCAUGUAUCUGUUAUGUGCUUUGAUGUAGAGAAUCGAUCGUUAUUUUAAAAUGUUAUUUUUCACUGUGAA